UCGAAUCCCGGUCACUGGAGAAUUAACAUUUCGGUAUCGCCAGGGACAGAGGACCGACACGUGGCAACACGUGACUAGUCUGGAUCACUUCUGUGGGGCCAGGAUACCUCUGUAUAAUUCAAAAAAAAAAAAAAGACAAGAAAAAUGUAGAACUUCUAAUCGGAUAGCCAUUUUCUAUAGAUGUAAAAUCCACAUGUUCAUCAUAGUAUCACUACAACAAUGUUAAAACCGUUCACUACAACAAUGUAUUCUAAAAUGGCUUUCAAAAAACAAUGUAUUCUAAAUUGUAAUGCUGAAACACAAUGAUUUCGAUGAAUUCAAAUACUCCACCACAAAAUCAAAUAUUCAAAAUUCAUUCAAUAUAAAGCAAGAGAAAGAAACAAAAUUACACAAGCCCAUCAUGCUUAGUAAAUGAUAGAUGAUGCAAAUUCUUUAGUAUAUACAAGUGGUGCUGGAAGUACUACGUUAAUCAUUAGUACCUAAGAUUAACUCGUUUUUAUUUCAAACACCACGCAAGUUUUUACUCCAAGUAAUCGCAUUUUAAUUUCUUUUAUAAACGCCUAUAUGUACCUCAACGUAAGCAAAUAAGCAUGUGCAUGUACAUGCCCAUAAAAUGGUAUACAACUGAAAUGAGAAUUAAAGAAUGAUACGCCCCUCUCCCCGAUAAAAAAAAGAUCGCUUGAAACCUUUCUUUGCCUUUUUAACCACAUUUCACGCGUCAACUCGUCUCGAUCACAACUAUAAACACUAAGUCCACCCUCUCCUCAAUUUCUCACAACACAAUUUCGCUCUCUUCCUCUUCACAUUCACAUAAACAGCAAAAGAAGAAGACGAAGAAAGAGACAAAGAAGAAACGAAGAACUAUAUCUCUCUAUCUCUUGAGCUCUAACUAACUCACAAAACACACUCAUACAUCAAGAGAAAAUGGCUCAAUUCAUGAAGAUAUUCGUGGCAAUGGCAUUCACAAUCGCAAUCACGGUCGGCGUCAUUAGUACCACGACCACGACCGCAACACUUUCACUCCAAGACCCUGUUAAGGAUCUUACACAGCCAGGCGCGGUAAAGAUCAGACCGAGUCGCUUCUUGGCCCAAAAGGUCAACGAGGGCCAAGGACCUAAAGCCCGAAACCCUAAUGCAGCUGACCAUUGCAACAAGGAGCCAGAGAUCUGCAGCAGCAGCUAUUACAGCACCGGAGCAAACUCUACAAUGGCUUGUUGCAACAACAAGUGUAUGGAUCUAUCAGCCGACGACAAAAACUGCGGUGCAUGUAAGAACAAAUGCAAAUUCGGGCAAACGUGCUGUCGCGGUCAGUGCGUUUACGUGGCUUACGAUAAGCGCCAUUGCGGUGAGUGUAACCAUAGAUGCAAUCUUGGCGAGCUCUGCGUCUACGGUCUCUGUAACUACGCGUGAUGAAUCAAUCAUUCAUUACCGUAAGAAGAAAAAACAAAUUUAAGUAAAAUAUACGGAUGAUUUAUUUACUUGGACGCUAAUUAAAGAAAAGGUCGUUCCAAUUAAUUAUUUACUUCAUAAUUGAUUAAGUGUUGUGUGUAUUUUUGGAUUCCCAUAAUGUUUUGAGGGGUAUAUAAAAAGAGAACUUUUUCUACUUUUAAUGUCUUCGAAUAAAAUGGAACAUCUCGUGUCCAGUCCUAUUGCUGUUUUUAGUAAGUUUAUAUAAGAGUGUGUAUUAUAUUAUAUACACUCGUAAAUCAUCAAUAAUGUUAUUAUACUUAUACAUAAAAUAAAAUCUCUUUCCUCUCAGCACAUCUCGACAUUUACAGAUGUACAUAAAAGUAUAUAUGAUUAGUACAAACUGAUAGAUGACAUAGUUCUAAAGAAAAAAAUUGACAUAAGAAAAUAUAGAAGACUCCAUUGCUUCUCCUAUUGAGUCUUUGACGGGCUUCGAGUGACAUACUGACAUUAGCAAUUUGUCUUCUUCUUAUGGAAGUUGCUGUGUUUGGUGUUUCAGAGGUUCGGUUAGACUUUGCUCAUUGAUUCUCUGUCUGAUCUAGGCGUGACUUGGUCUCUUCGUAAAGCUCUCUACCUAGGCAUUCAACGGUCGUUUUUGACCCAGUCGCUUUCGAGAGUAUAUGUGUAACGGCCUUGGCCCGAUGAACCUUAUCAAACACUCUAACCCAAACCUUUUCGUUCAAAAGCUCUUAUUAAAACUCAAACUGUCUUACAUAAAACCGAACUCAACUAAAAACUGAAUGUCGAAUAAAACUUAAGAAGAAAUGGUUGAAAGAAAAGAGUCCCAAAAUGAAAGACUCGAGAAAACACUUGCACCAUACGGACAUCUACUCCCGCUCCCUCUCGGCCGUACCUGUAAAAAGAGAGGUGAGUACACAAUACUCAGUGAGGGCAGGUUCUAGGAACCCACGAACUCAGCUCAGGAAGAGCAAACAAUCACAAGUCAUGAGCUAAUAAGAUCUAUUACACAGAAUCCCAUGCUACCCGACAUGAACUAAAGACCCUACAAUGCACAUCCUUUUCAUCUUUUCAUCUUUUCAUCUUUUCAUCUUUUCCUCAGUGGGUAGCCCCUCACUAGGCUUCUACCCCAUAUUCAUGUGGAUUGGCCACAUCUCCUAUGGGUGCUUCCAUAUUCAUGUGGAUUCGCCACAUCUCCUAUGGAUACCUAGCGUGGACUACUUACCCCACCUACUUUCCUUAGACUCUCUAUAUGAUCCUUUAUUCGUACUUAUAUUUACAUCUUUCACUUAUCAUUCACAACACGUCUCAUCAUCUUAUCAUCAUAUUCUUGACCACCCUAACAUGCCUACGUUCUUAUCACUUCAACACAUACUAUCGUCUAAACAAGAUCAAUCACAUAACAUAUCACGCAUACACACAAGAUCUAGAUCUGAUUAACAAAGGACUAAGUCCCAUUGGUUACUCAACAUGAGGCAAGUUCACAGCAAGUCCUCACCUUGGCUUUUUGCAGAAGUAGAUCUGGAUCUAGGUUUGGGGAAACAGUCACUUCUCGAGAUCUGGUUUGAGAAUCGGAUUCACACAAGAGAGAGAUGGUUUAGGAUCUGUCAUUCCCCAAUGACUUAGAGCUAGAGAUCUUAGUUUUACCUUUAGGGUUCAGAUCUCAGUUGCUUGCACGAAACUGAAUCACGGAGGCGGCGGCUAGGGGCUCGGUCGCGGCGGCUAGGGCUUCGCGGGCGGCUGGCGGCUGGCUUCGCCGGAGACGGAGCGGCGGCCGCUUGAGGCGGAGGCGGCGGCGGGGUUCUGCUCGGGCAGGGCUUCGCUUGCUGUCUCUCUUGUGGCUGAACCCUAGGGGAACUUCUCCUUUUAUAAGCAAUGGGAGGGGUUAUGUCUAGGGUUUCUUCUUCUUGGGCCUCCUGCACUUGAGUUCCCUUUUGGGCCGGGUCCGGGAUGUUACAAUUACAAUAUGUUUGGUUAGGGUUUUCUUAGAUCCUUUCUUGCCACAAUAUGAAGUUUUGGUUGCUUGGGUUUCUGAGGUGUUUCCAUUCAAGGAGAAAAUGGUUUACUGGUGGUUUGGCCGUGGACAUUUUCAAUAAGUAUUUUUCAUUGAAUUUUCAGAAGUUAAGACGCUUUGCUCGACGGGGGUCUCUGCAGAUGUGUUUGGAUUCAGUCUGUUUUUUCUUUGGUUAAUCUUUUGUGUCCUCUGUAUGCAGUGGCGGAGCCGAAUCUUUUCUUACCGGGAUCAAAAUAUUGUUUAGUAAUUACCAAAAAUAUUUCUAUAUACUAAUUUUUCAUUUUAAAAUAUUUUUCUACGGCUUAAUUUAUUUUUAUAAAAUAUUU
Messenger RNA from Brassica napus (rape), 3765 nucleotides. RefSeq names its product stigma-specific STIG1-like protein 2. The record is from RefSeq and is a predicted model, not a curated record. The transcript has a single exon. NCBI's taxonomy places the organism in Eukaryota, Viridiplantae, Streptophyta, Magnoliopsida, Brassicales, Brassicaceae. The coding region runs from base 925 to 1410 and encodes 161 amino acids.